Molecule: messenger RNA, 3460 nt
Organism: Phlebotomus papatasi
Lineage: Eukaryota; Metazoa; Arthropoda; Insecta; Diptera; Psychodidae
Product: 116 kDa U5 small nuclear ribonucleoprotein component
Exons: 7
Coding region: 152-3079 (975 amino acids)
Biological process (GO): mRNA splicing, via spliceosome
Cellular component (GO): cytosol; U2-type catalytic step 2 spliceosome; U4/U6 x U5 tri-snRNP complex
Molecular function (GO): translation elongation factor activity; U5 snRNA binding; GTP binding
Source: RefSeq, a predicted model, not a curated record
AAAGGAAAACAAAAUUCUCUGCGUUUGUGUUGAGUGAAAAACGUAUUGCAGUGAAAUUCUCUGAAUUUUCCGUGUUUUUAACGAAAAUUUGAUUUUCUCACAAUUUUCGGGUCGAUUUUGAAUAAAUACAAAUCCUAAAAGGCCUAAAAGUAUGGAUCAGGAUUUGUAUGAUGAAUUUGGGAAUUACAUCGGUCCGGACUUGGAGAGUGACGAUGAGGAUGACCAGAGCAUUUAUGGACAGAAUGAGCAACAGGAAGAGAUGGAUGAUGAGGCAAUUGAGGAGGAUGAAGUGGAAGCAGACGAUGAGAAACGGUCGAGAGCAAUAGUUCUGCACGAAGACAAGAGAUACUACCCCACGGCUCUUGAAGUCUACGGGCAGGAUGUGGAAACGAUUGUCCAGGAGGAGGAUGCUCAGCCCCUGGACAAGCCUCUGAUUGAGCCAGUGAAGAAGGUAAAGUUCCAGCUGAAGGAGCAAGAACUCCCCGAAACCUCCUACAACAUGGAAUUCUUGGCUGAUUUGAUGGACACUCCUCCUCUCAUCCGGAAUGUUGCCCUCGUUGGACAUCUGCAUCACGGCAAGACAACUUUUGUUGACUGCCUCGUGCGUCAGACUCAUCCGCAGUUCCAGGUGAUGGAGGAACGCAAUCUCCGGUACACAGACACAUUGUUCACGGAACAGGAACGAGGAGUCAGCAUCAAAGCCACUCCCAUAACCCUCGUACUGCCCGAUGUCAGGCAGAAGAGCUACCUGAUGAACAUCUUUGACACUCCAGGGCACGUGAACUAUUCCGACGAGGUAACAGCGGCGCUCAGGAUCUGCGAUGGAGUUGUCCUGUUCGUGGAUGCAGCAGAAGGAGUCAUGCUCAACACUGAACGGCUCCUAAAGCACGCCAUUCAGGAGAAAAUGGCCCUGACGAUUUGCAUCAACAAGAUUGAUCGUCUUGUGCUGGAGCUGAAACUCCCACCGCAGGAUGCUUACUUUAAGCUGAAGCAUAUUGUGGAGGAAAUUAAUGCCCUAAUAACAAUCUAUUCGGGAUCCAGUGGAAAUGCUCCUGUUAUCUCACCCAUUUUGGGCAAUGUUUGCUUCGCCAGUUCACUCUAUGGCUUCUGCUUCACUCUCAAGUCAUUUGCCAAAAUGUACGCAGACACGUAUCCAGGAGUGAAUAUUGUGGAAUUCUCCAGGCGUCUCUGGGGAGACAUGUACUUCCAUUCCAAGUCGAGGAGAUUCACCAAAAAAUCCCCACAUAAUUCGGCUCAGAGGAGUUUUGUGGAGUUUAUCCUUGAGCCACUUUACAAGUUGUUUGCUCAGGUUGUUGGGGAUGUUGAUACAACUUUGAUGGAUACUCUGGCUGAGUUGAAUAUCAAGUUGACUAAGGAAGAGUCUAAGAGCAAUAUUAGGCCACUUUUGAGGUUGAUUAUGAAUAGAUUUUGCGGGGAUUUCUGUGGAUUUGUCGAUAUGUGCGUUGAACACGUAAAGUCUCCCUUGGAUAACAGUAAAAACAAGGUUGAUCAUAUUUAUACGGGCGUAAAGGAUGGAGCUCUGUAUGAUGAUAUGCUAAAGUGCAAUCAGAAUGGGCAUUUGAUGGUGCACAGUUCGAAGAUGUACCCAACGGAAGAUUGUACAUUCUUUCAAGUUCUGGCCAGAGUUCUCAGUGGAACUCUCCAUGCUGGGCAGGAAGUGAGAGUUUUGGGUGAGAAUUACUCAUUGCAGGAUGAGGAAGAUUCAAGAGUGCUUCAAGUGGGAAGAUUGUGGAUUUAUGAAGCACGAUACAAAGUUGAAUUGAAUAGAGUUCCGGCGGGGAAUUGGGUGUUGAUUGAGGGAAUUGAUCAGUGCAUUGUCAAAACUUCCACAAUAACUGAUGUUGAUCAUUCUGAGGAUAUGUACAUCUUCAAACCAUUGAAAUUCAAUACACAGAGCAUCAUUAAGAUUGCCGUAGAGCCCGUGAAUCCGUCAGAAUUGCCCAAAAUGCUCGAUGGACUGAGAAAAGUCAAUAAAUCCUAUCCUCUGCUCAGUACAAGAGUCGAAGAGUCUGGGGAACAUGUAAUCCUGGGCACAGGAGAACUCUACUUGGAUUGUGUGAUGCACGAUUUGAGGAAGAUGUACUCAGAAAUCGAUAUCAAAGUUGCUGAUCCGGUUGUGGCAUUUUGCGAAACUGUCGUUGAAACUAGUUCCCUGAAAUGCUUCGCAGAAACUCCCAACAAAAAGAACAAGGUCACAAUGAUAGCGGAGCCCCUGGAGAAGGGAUUGGCUGAGGAUAUUGAGAAUGAUGUUGUGUCCAUUGGAUGGAAUAAGAAGAGAUUGGGAGAAUUCUUCCAGGUGAACUAUGAUUGGGAUUUACUGGCGGCCAGAUCAAUUUGGGCCUUUGGUCCGGAUAUCACUGGUCCAAAUAUCCUCGUAGAUGAUACCCUGCCAUCGGAAGUGGACAAAUCCCUCCUGGGAACAGUCAAAGAUUCCAUAGUUCAGGGAUUCCAAUGGGGAACGAGGGAGGGACCUCUGUGUGAGGAACCAAUUAGGAAUGUCAAGUUCAAAAUUCUCGAUGCUGUCAUUGCCAAUGAACCUCUCCAUCGUGGAGGUGGUCAGGUGAUCCCAACGGCCAGAAGAGUAGCCUAUUCGGCUUUUCUAAUGGCUACUCCACGCCUAAUGGAACCCUAUCUCUUUGUGGAAGUUCAAGCACCGGCAGAUUGUGUUUCGGCUGUGUAUACAGUUCUGGCCAGGAGGAGAGGACAUGUCACGCAGGAUGCUCCAGUUCCAGGAUCACCUCUCUACACUAUCAAAGCAUUCAUUCCUGCCAUUGAUUCAUUCGGUUUCGAAACCGAUCUUCGGACUCACACUCAGGGUCAGGCUUUCUGCCUCUCCGUCUUCCAUCACUGGCAGAUUGUUCCGGGAGAUCCCCUGGAUAAGAGUAUCGUCAUAAGACCGCUGGAACCUCAACCGGCUACGCAUUUGGCCAGGGAAUUCAUGAUUAAGACCCGAAGGAGGAAGGGACUGUCUGAAGAUGUCAGCAUCAAUAAGUUCUUCGACGAUCCCAUGUUGCUGGAACUGGCCAGGCAGGAUGUCCUGCUCAACUAUCCUCUAUAAGCGUUUUCUAAGCCUCACUCCCACAACAAAAUGCUCUUUCGCCUUUGGAUCAUCCGUUGCUGAUGAUGGAAUUCCUGGACUUUCUGGAAGUGCUCGAGGAGAGCAUUGAAAUCUAUGCUACUUUGGUUUUCUACUGACAGCGAAGUGUCAACUUCUGUAUUGUGUCCCCAGUACAUGGGGACGCACUGCAGACGAUUCUUCAGGAGCAGGAAUGCAUCUGUUUGCGGAAGGAGCAUGAGGAUGCCAAAGAGGGCUUGUGCCAGGUAAUGAGCAUCUGGACAUUUUUUCUCCUGGGAUAUCAACGUGAGGCGCAGAGCUGCAGAGAGACGAGGAAAUUUUAUUGAAAGAAUUAAAGAUUUUGAUGUCCAAAAAAAAAAAAAA